GUCAUGUGAAUUUGUCAACUCUAUUAUUUUUUGUUUUUUUCCUUUCCUCCAACAUGAAAAUUUUCUGAACCAGAAGUAUAGAUACGAAACAUUAGUAGAUAUUAGCUAGUGUUUAAUUAAAGGCAAAAAUGAUUUCAAGAAUAAGUAGUAUAAGGUCAGUAGCUGUGAGGGCCAGUAAUAUACGCUCAUUUUCUCAAUGUGCUAGAUUGUAUAAUGACGUUGACAAUGUUGAAAAAAGGAAUAUAUUACCUUCAAAUGAAUCUAUGAAAAGUAAAGAGCUUUGGUCAGGUUCUAGAGACAAUAAGAAUAAUGAUAUGAAUAUCACAAAACAAGUGGCUGGUAUAGCCAGAAAUAUUGAAGAAAACAAUCAACCUCCUUUAAAUAUUAGUCCAAUGUUUCAAUCAAGAUUUGAAUUUGGUCAAAGUUAUGAUCCAUUUGAUUUUUCUCAUGUUAAACAAGAAAUGACUAAACGUUCACAACAACAAAAUAGAAAAACUACUAGUAAUGUUGAUGGUGAUCCAUUUGAAAAAGCAGGAAUUGAUCCAUCUACCUUAUAUAUCUAUCCAGAAAUAUUAUCAAGAUACUUAACAACUACUGGACAAAUUUUACCAAGAAAUAUUACUGGAUGUAAUGCUAAAAAUCAAAGAAAAUUAUCAUACGCCAUAAAGACUGCUAGAUCUAUUGGUUUAUUAUCAUCAACUCAUAAACAUAGUGUGACUCUUCCUUCUAGAUUUUUGUAAUGAGAGAAUCUUUGUUUCAUAAUUUUUGCAUCUUAACUAUAUAUAUAUUAUUUAUAUACAAAAUAAAUAACACCUUGUAAAUAUAUUAGCUUCAACUAUUGUAAAUUAAGAAUUAACUUAAUUAAUGAUAAAUUAAAACUCUAACCACUUGUUAAUUCAAAUCUCACUUUCUAUAUAAGUGACAUGUUCUUACAAUAGUAAUGACC
Messenger RNA from Scheffersomyces amazonensis, 946 nucleotides. Its product is annotated as mitochondrial 37S ribosomal protein bS18m. Gene Ontology annotation, molecular function: small ribosomal subunit rRNA binding; structural constituent of ribosome. Gene Ontology annotation, cellular component: mitochondrial small ribosomal subunit; ribosome. The record is from RefSeq and is a predicted model, not a curated record. Gene Ontology annotation, biological process: mitochondrial translation. Lineage: Eukaryota; Fungi; Ascomycota; Pichiomycetes; Serinales; Debaryomycetaceae. The transcript has a single exon. Bases 129 to 740 code for a protein of 203 amino acids.